UUGGAUAUAUAUACUUUGAAGAUUCACCUAUUAUUAACUGCGAUAUAUGCUGUAAUAUCACAUAACAUAUUCGCAAUAUAUAACGCUUAUUUGGUUUUCUAUAUUUGUCAGCUUUGUAUAUCCCACUAUCAUAAUGGUGGGAUGAUGAUAAGAGGGUAUUCUAGGAAGCCACUUGGUCUUAUGUUCAAAGUUUGGUUGUCAAACAAAUUCAAUUCUUUCAACCCUUUCAGUUGCAUAUAUGGUAACAUAUGAUGUAAUUCAUUCAUGCACCCUCCCUGGUUUAUGAUGCCAACUAUGCAACAACUCACAUGCAUGGUUAAUUAAUGGUCAUAUUUGCAAAAUCUCUAUCUUGGGAAGCAAUCUUGGAAUUAAUGAGAGGAUAUUCAUUAAUUAUUGUUGGUAUCUUCUCGAAAUGAGUGCCUGUUGUUGACUUACCGUCAAAUUUCAAAUGACAUAUUACAAGGAUACAAGAAAACACAAUACACAUUAAUAAUAUGUCUCUUUACUCGUACCAAAUUAUAUGUCUCUUUACUCGUACCAAAUUGGUUCCUCAUCUAAUGUAACACAAUAAUAUGUGUCUUUACUCGUACUAAAUUAUAUGUCUCUUUACUCGUACCAAAUUGGUUCCUCAUCUAAUGUAACACAAAAUAUUGUAGAAUGUGUUUUCUUGUAUCCUUGUAAUAUGUCAUUUGAAAUUUGACGGUAAAUCGACAACAGGCACUCAUUUCGAGAAGAUACCAAUAAUAAUUAAUGAAUAUCCUCUCAUUAAUUCUAAGAUUGCUUCCCAAGAUAGAGAUUUUGCAAAUAUGACCAUUAAUUAACCAUGCAUGUGAGUUGUUGCAUAGUUGGCAUCAUGAACCAAGGAGGGUGCAUGAAUGAAUUACAUUAUAUGUUACCAUAUAUGCAACAUAAAGGGUUGAAAGAAUUGAAUUUGUUUGACAACCAAACGUUGAACAUAAGACCAAGUGGCUUCCUAGAAUACCCUCUUAUCAUCAUCCCACCAUUAUGAUAGUGGGAUAUACAAAGCUGACAAAUAUAGAAAACCAAAUAAGCGUUAUAUAUUGCGAAUAUAUUAUGUGAUAUUACAGCAUAUAUCGUAGUUAAUAAUAGGUGAAUCUUCAAAGUCAGCAUAUAUAUCCAAUGGUGUAUAUAUAGGAUUAGGGGAGGCAUAUGGAGGAAGCAAGCCAAGCAAAGUAAGGCUGUAUUUGCAAACUAGAUAGCAAGCAAUUGGUUUGUUGCCUCUUUGGCCGGCCAUGACUAGGAAGAAGGUGAAGCUUGCAUUCAUCAUCAAUGAUUCGGCAAGGAAAGCAACCUUCAAGAAAAGGAAGAAGGGGCUGAUGAAGAAGGUGAGCGAGCUGAGCACGCUGUGCGGCAUCGAUGCGUGCGCGAUUAUAUAUAGCCCCUACGACGCGCAGCCGGAGGUUUGGCCCAACGGGCUGGGGGUCCAGCGCGUGCUGGCGCAGUUCAAGAGGAUGCCGGAGAUGGAGCAGAGCAAGAAGAUGGUGAACCAGGAGAGCUUCAUUCGGCAGAGGAUCUCCAAGGCCAACGAGCAGCUCAAGAAGCAGCUCAAGGACAACCGCGAGAAGGAGGUGGCCGAGCUCAUGUUCCAUUGCCUCACUGGGAGGGCCCUGCAGACCGUGGCCAUGUCUGAUCUCCAUGACCUCGGCUGGCUGCUUGACCAGAACUUGAAGGACAUUUACAAGAGGAUCGAGUCCAUGAGGAAGGCGGCCGCGCCUCCCCCUACUCCUCCUCCGCCGCCGCCACCGCCACUGCAGGCGCCGCCGCCGCCACCGCCACUAGUCCCUCUUGCACCACCGCUGCUACCAAGAAAUACUACUACUACUUCUAGUACUAUUAUUACUACUGCUGCUACUAGUGAAAUGAUGAUGAUGAGGAACAGAAUGCAGCAGGUUCAAGAGCAGAAGCCGAUCGUGGAUCCAAUUGUGGCCAUGGAGGCCAUGCAAAGGCCACACUGGUUCACGGACUGGAUGAACAACCCAAAUGAGCAUUUGGGUUUUGGUGGUGCUGGGGAGGAGAUGAUGAUGCUGCCAUUUGGGGACAGCCAUAGUGUGGUGUGGCCUGCUGGUCCCUUCUUUCCAUGAACGAUAGCUCGCUCCAUCGAUCUGGGUGGUUUAAUCUUAAGUGGUUUUGUCUCUCUUUAUAUGUUUUGAUAAUCUGAUGCAGAUUAUAGUAUGGGUUUAGUUUCGAAUUGAGUCUUGUAGUUUGUUUGGUCGAUCGAUCGUCUCUUGGUGUCUUGAAUUCCCAUCUUGUAAGAAAAGAGUCCAGUCCCUUUGUUCUUAGUACAUUUAGAUUAUAGUGUCUUUGAUUUGCAAUGCAAAUUGGCCGUGUUUGAUGAAUGGAUCUUUUGAGUUAAUUUCUAAAGUCUGGAUAUUAAUUUGU
This is a messenger RNA of Diospyros lotus (date-plum), 2400 nucleotides long. RefSeq names its product agamous-like MADS-box protein AGL80. The transcript has a single exon. Gene Ontology annotation, molecular function: protein dimerization activity; DNA-binding transcription factor activity, RNA polymerase II-specific; RNA polymerase II cis-regulatory region sequence-specific DNA binding. Lineage: Eukaryota; Viridiplantae; Streptophyta; Magnoliopsida; Ericales; Ebenaceae. Gene Ontology annotation, biological process: positive regulation of transcription by RNA polymerase II. The record is from RefSeq and is a predicted model, not a curated record. The coding region runs from base 1254 to 2102 and encodes 282 amino acids.